This is a messenger RNA of Dermacentor andersoni, 2802 nucleotides long. RefSeq lists its product as uncharacterized. Gene Ontology annotation, biological process: DNA repair; regulation of transcription by RNA polymerase II. Lineage: Eukaryota; Metazoa; Arthropoda; Arachnida; Ixodida; Ixodidae. Gene Ontology annotation, cellular component: nucleus. The record is from RefSeq and is a predicted model, not a curated record. Gene Ontology annotation, molecular function: DNA-binding transcription activator activity, RNA polymerase II-specific; RNA polymerase II cis-regulatory region sequence-specific DNA binding.
AACGCACCUGUUCGAACCGUUCGAACCAGCGGGUACGCGCAACGCCGGCCGACAGACACUUGCUUUGUGUAGCCAUAUCCACGUUUUAGACGAAGCCUCUUACAACACCAGCCAACAAAAGCCUCGCAGUCAAUUCCAUAACGGCACGGCGCUUCUUACGAAACUCCCAUAGACGGUGGCGCCAGAUUUCCCUCUAGGUGUUAUAGUGAGUAAAUCGACGUUUUUUGAUACCGGAUUUGGUGUGUGCUGCUGGUGGUUUCUGCAUUUUCCAAGACCAGUGCUCCCUACCUCGUGUGCAGCAUGACAAGCCAUUGAAGCAUUCCAGCUGUCCAGCAAAUGCAGAUGGUGCAGUUACAUGAACGAUACCGCCCCGCUGUAACUCCUGUGUCUAUGAGAUAGAUAAACUGUGACCUGAAGUGCUCACCAGGAUCCAUGCAGGCCGGCGUGUGUUUGAAUUCCAUUUGUGCCCUCAGAACUUCUCACGAACAUUCAAGCUGAAGCAACACCUGCACACUAGCAAAGCCAAAAGGCCAUUUCAGUGCCCUCAGAGCUUUUCACAGAAAGUUUACCUAAAGCAGCACCUGUGCAUCCACCGAAGAGAAAUGCCGUUUCAUUGCUAUUUAUGCCCUCAGAGCUUCUCACGAACGAGUGCUCUCAAGGACCACCUGUGCACCCACACAGGCGAGAGGCCAUUUCAGUGCCCUUCGUGUCCUCGAAGCUUCUCACGAAAGAGUGCUCUGAACCAGCACCUGCACACCCACACGGGUGAGAGGCCAUUUCAAUGCCCUUUGUGCCUUCAAAGCUUCUCACAAAAGAUUCAUCUGAACGAGCACCAGCGCACCCACACAGGCGAGAGGCCAUUUCAGUGCCCUUUGUGUCCUAAAAGCUUCUCACGAAAGUAUGGUCUGAAAUUGCAUCUGUGCACCCACACAGGCGAGAAGCCAUUUCGGUGCCCUUCAUGCCCUCAAAGCUUCUCACAAAAGAGAACUCUGAACCACCACCUGCGCACCCACACAGGCGAGAAGCCAUUUCAAUGCCCGUCAUGCCUUCGGAGCUUCUCACAAAAGAUUCAUCUGAACCAGCACCUGCGCACCCACACAGGCGAGAGGCCAUUUCAGUGCCCUUUGUGUCCUAUAAGCUUCUCACGAAAGGAUGCUCUGAACUCGCAUCUGCGCACGCACACAGGCGAGAAGCCAUUUCAAUGCCCUUCGUGCCCUCAGAGCUUCUCACAUAAGUGUACUCUAAACCAACACCUACGCACCCACACAGGCGAGAAGCCGUUUCAGUGCCCUUCAUGCCCUCAGAGAUUCUCGGAUAAGAAUGUUCUGAUCCGACACAUACGCACCCACACAGGAGAGAAGCCAUUUAAGUGCCCUUUAUGCGCUCAGAGAUUUUCACAAAAGAAUCAUCGGAACCGGCACCUGCGCACCCACACAGGCGAGAAGCCAUUUCAAUGCCCUUCGUGCCCUCAGAGAUUCUUACGAAAGAGUAGUCUGAAACAACACCUACGAACCCACACAGGCGAGAAGCCAUUUCAGUGCCCUUCAUGCCCUCAGAGAUUCUCGUAUAAGCAUGUUCUGAACCGACACCUGCACACCCACACAGGAGAAGCCAUUUCAGUGCCCUUUAUGCCCCCAAAGCUUCUCAGAAAAGGCGAUAUGGAAGGUUCACCUGGACUUCCACUAAUGUGAGAGGCUGUUUAAGGGCCAUUCAUGUCCUGAGAACUUCCUGUGGAAGUUUGUAUUAAACCAAAAGCCUCACAUUCAUACAGGUGGGCAGCCAUUUCAGUGCCCUGCAUGCCCUCGGCAAUCCUCAAAUCUUUAGUGAAGGAUCACGUGUGCAUCCACUCAGCGAGACACCAUGUCAGUGCUCUUCAUGUACUCGGAAGUACUUAUGGAAGUUCACACUGAACUUCGCUUCCACUAAUGUGAAGGGCUCAUUCAGGGCCCUUAAUGUCCUGAAAACUUUUGGAAGUCUGCACUGGACCGACACCUGCUCGUCCACACAAAGUCCGUGGUGAAGGACCACCUGUAUAUCCACUCAGGGAGACGCCAUGUCAGGGAUCUUCAUGUCCUCAGAGUUACUUGCAAAAGUUCGCAAUCAACUGACACAUGCACAACCCGCAUAAACGAGAGGUCGUUUCAGUGCCACUUAUACUGUCAAACCGUCGGACACAAAAGCUGCCUCAAUAGGCAUCUUGCCACUACAAUUGCACCUGACACAUGCAAUGCAGCAGCGCUGAGUUGUGUGCACUCCUCAUUGUUACUUCUUGCUUUUCAUGUUUUCCUUAGUUUUUUCAUGGAAUCUCAGCGUAUGUGUAUGCCUGUAGUUCUAUACUAGCAUGAAUCAUUGUGAGUCUUCACUUUUCAUUAGUAUGAUGUUUAAGCUCUUUGUAUUGCAGACAAGCACUUCUCUCUGCAUUCAUGCAUUUAACUGCUCUUUAGUAGAGUUGUGUGAGUUCGUUUCAGUGCACUAAAUAAAAUUUGGGAUUGGGUUUUGCUAAUUAUAGAUAUUUCAGUACUUGCACUAAUAUCAUGUAAUCUUUCAAUUCAUUCGCAUUUAUUGUGCUGAACAGUACAAGAGAAUUUGAGUGACUAUUUGCUUUUGCUAUGUAAUGCAGUUAAAACAACCUUUUCCCAGGAAUUGAAAUUAUGCAAUUAUGUGCUUUCUUGAUUCCUACUUCGAUUCAAAUAGUUUCAGUGAUGCUAAAUGCACUGGUAUGAAAUUCUUUUGCUCAUAAGGAUCCAUGCAGACCUUUGAGAACUUUGCAAAUUGCUUCAUAAUAAACCUUGUUCUCAUGGA